Molecule: messenger RNA, 7171 nt
Organism: Rosa chinensis
Lineage: Eukaryota; Viridiplantae; Streptophyta; Magnoliopsida; Rosales; Rosaceae
Product: putative disease resistance RPP13-like protein 1
Exons: 9
Coding region: 36-3566 (1176 amino acids)
Biological process (GO): defense response to other organism
Molecular function (GO): protein binding; ADP binding
Source: RefSeq, a predicted model, not a curated record
UUGUUUCUUCCUCUGUGAUCUUCCUGAAGCUAACUAUGGCAGUAGGAGAGAUCUUUCUUGCGGUAUUCCUUCAGGUGCUUCUGGAGAGGUUAACGCGUCAAGAGAUCCUUGGAAGCUUGGGAGGAGUUGGAAAAAAGCUGCAGAAAUGGAGAGAGACACUUUCCGCAGUUGCAGCCGUGCUUUACGAUGCGGAGGAGAAGCAGCUGACAAACAAGGCAGUGGAUCUGUGGUUGAAUGACCUCAAACACUUGGCCUCUGAUAUGGACGAUCUAGUACUCGACACCUUUUCCACUGAGAUGUUAGCACGCAAGCAGCUCAAGCUUCACCAAACUAGCAAAAGCAAGGUACGAGGCUUCUUCACCAAAGUUAAAUUCAACUUCAAUAUGAACUCCGAAAUAGACAACAUUGCUAAACGCUUGCAAGACAUAUUUGACCGGAAAGAGAAACUCGGUUUGAAAUAUAUUGAGCAAACCCCUACUUCAACAUCGUCAUCGCACAGGACACCAAGUUCAUAUGUGUUGGAUGGACCUGUGGUUGGGAGAGAUGGAGACACAAGAAAGAUUGUGGAAUUGUUGUCCAGAGAUGCUGAUCCUUCUUCUCCCAAAAAUUAUCAAGUUGUUGCCAUUGUUGGUAUGGGAGGCCUCGGCAAGACAACGCUUGCGGGACAAGUCUUCAAUGAUGUAGCUGCAAUGAAACAGUUUGAUCUCAAGGUCUGGGUUUCAGUGUCUGACGACUUCGAUCUUCAAACAGUGACGAGAGCUAUAUUUAAGGAAGUUACAUCUCGGCCUUGUGAUAUGGAUGAGUUCAGUCGACUUCAAGAAAAUCUGAGCAAGGAGAUCGGUGGUAAAAGGUUUUUGAUUGUUUUAGAUGAUGUCUGGAGAACGUGUGGUUAUGAUUCAUGGACAAAACUGCAAGCCCCCCUCCGUGGAGGAGCCAAGGGAAGUAAGGUAAUGGUGACAACACGUGAUGAAAAAGUUGCUGUAUUGAUGGGAGCCCCAGCCGGUGAAGUUUAUUAUUUAAAGACUCUAUCAGAUGAAGGUUGUUUGCAAGUAUUUGAGCAGCAUGUUAGCAAUGACAGGCCACCGAAUUUCGAGUUGCUUAAGAAGAAAAUUGUUACGAACUGCAAUGGAUUGCCAUUGGCUGCAAAAACUCUUGGUGGUGUUUUACGUUGUAAAGAAACUGACAAAUGGGAGGAAAUGCUGAAUGACAAAAUAUGGAGUAUAUCAGAUGAGAAUAAUAUACCCCCAGUACUCAGAUUGAGUUAUCAUUAUCUCCCUUCACCUUUGAAGAGGUGCUUUGCCUAUUGCUCAAUACUUCCCAAUGACUUUGAAUUUGGGAAACCCCAAUUAAUCCUUCUGUGGAUGGCAGAGGGUUUCCUUGAGCAAACAGAAGGGACUAAAGGAAUGGAAGAUAUCGGUGACGAAUAUUUUGGGGAGCUAUUAUCUCGGUCAUUAUUUCAAACCUCGGGCAAAAACAGUUCAUGCUAUGUAAUGCAUGACCUUGUUGGUGAUUUGGCACGAUGGGCUGCUGCAGACACAUUUUGUAGAUUGGAGGAUAAACAGCAUGGUAGAUGUUCUGCAAAGACUCGUCAUCUGAGUUACAUUUCUGCUAAGUUUGAUGGGGAAAAAAGAUUUGAGACACUUUCUGGAGCAAAACGCUUGCGGACUUUCCUACCACUUCCUGUUUCCCGUGGUUAUGAGAAUUAUCUAACUCGUUAUGCUACUUUUGAUAUAUUGCCACAAUUGAAGUACUUGCGGGUGCUCUCCUUCAAUGGCUAUAAACUGACCGAGGUGCCAAAUUCCGUAGGUAAGUUGAGACAUCUACGGUACCUUGAUCUUUCUCACACAUUAAUAACGUGUUUGCCUGAGUCAACAUGCAUGCUUUACAACUUACAGACGUUAAUAUUAGAGAAUUGUUCAAAAUUGAAGACACUACCUUCAAACAUGAGCAAUUUAUCAAAUUUACGUCAUCUCAACAAUUCAAACAUGCCUUCAUUGGAAGAAAUGCCUCCCAAAGUAAGUCGGUUGACUCAUCUGCGAACUUUGCCUAAUUUUGUGGUGGGGAAAGGUAGUGCAUCAGGGAUUGGAGAGAUACAGUCAUUGCAUCUUCGUGUGACCUUGAGUGUUGGAAGAUUGGAAAAUGUGAUUGAUGUUGGGGAUGCGAAGACGGCUCAAAUAAUGAACAAGGAAGGGCUGGAAAUCUUGCAAUUGGAAUGGAGCGGCACAAGAGAGAAGGAGUUGGAGGUGCUGUGCAGUUUAGAACCUCAUAAAAAGCUUAAGGAGCUGACCAUCAAGGGCUACAAUGGUUUCGAAUUUUCAAAAUGGAUUGGACAUCCUUCAUUCUCUGAUAUGAAGUCUGUGAAAUUGGAGAAUUGUAAAAACUGUCGAUUCUUACCUCCUCUUGGCCAAUUACCUUUUCUGAAAAAACUUCAGAUACAAGGACUGGCCAAUGUUGAAAGUGUGGGUGCUGAGUUUUAUGGAGAGUGCAGCUUGCCUUUUCCAGUGUUGGAAGUCCUGAGGUUCAAGGAUAUGCAAAAUUGGAAGGAGUGGCUUCCUUGCAAAAGAGAUGAAGAAAUUCGAGUUUUCCCAUGCAUGGAAAAGCUUUCCAUCCUUGGUUGCCCCAAAUUGAAAGGUUGGUUGCCCAAGAACAUGGAUUCAUUAUCACAGCUGUAUAUUGCUGAAUGUGAAGAGUUAGUGGUUUCAAUAGCCAAUUAUAAACAUCUUCGUAUGCUGAUCAUCCACGGUUGUAAAAGGGUGGUGCACAGAAGUGGAGUUAAGUUUGAGUUACUGGAGAUUAUGGGGCUUCAUAAUAUUUCAGAGUUCAGGCUCGAAAUAGACGGGUUCAUCAGAGGAUUGCCAAAGCUUCAAGGAUUGUGGAUUACUGGUUGUGAAGAGUUGACAUGUUUGUGGGAGAAUGAGGAUAGGUGGCUGCAGCGUCGAAUUUCCAAUAUUAUUGGAGGCAACAUAUCUGACUCCCCCUCUCACUUUAUUCAAGAGCUAAGAGCACUCGGUGUACUUGAGUUAACUGGAUGCUCAAAUCUAAUUUCUUUUCCAGAAGCUAGUUGGCCACCUUGCCUUGUACUUGUAAAGAUGGUGUCGUGUAAUUCUUUGACGCAUUUCGUAAGGUAUCAAGUACCGCCAAGCAUAAGAAGAAUAGAGAUAGAAAAAUGUCAAAAUUUGAAACUAUUAGUGAAGGAUGCUGGGGAGCUAGAGGGUUGUAUGGAGUACUUGAAGAUAAGCGAGUGUGCAUCUUUGACAUCUUUGACAUCAGGCAAAGGAGGCCGACUACCUAGAACGCUUAAAAAUCUUUGGUUAAGAGACUGUGAACAAUUGGAGUCGAUAAUCAAAACAUUCCACGAUGACACUUGUCUUGAUUAUAUUCAGAUAGAGGGUGUGCAAAUCUUAAAUCCUUACCAGAGAGGCUAUGCCACUCUCCAUUCUUCGCGCCUUAAAAAUUCUUACAUGUGGAAGUCUCGUUUCCUUCCCGAGAGGAGGGCUGCCAUCCAACCUGAUAUUCUUGUCUAUCUUCGAAUGCGAUCAAUUGGAAGCUCUCCCCAGAGGCAAUGACAACGUCAGCUCUCUUCAGACUUUGUUAUUGGGAUCCUGUGGAGGUUUGGCAUCCAUUCUAGAAGAGGGUUUCCCACCCAACCUAAUUAAACUUCAUAUUUUCGGUCCUAAAAGUUGCAAGCCUCUCUCAGAGUGGGGGCUUCACCACUUGGACAGACUCACCUCUCUUAAAGGCUUGUGUAUCAGUGGUGUAGAUCCAGAUCUGGUGUCCUUUCCGCCAAAGGAGGUGCUGCUCCCUACAUCUCUCAUUAACCUCAGGAUUGGAGGCUUCCCAAAUCUGAAGCGCCUGUCAUCAUCUUUUCAAUCACUCACCUCUCUUGAAUCCCUUUCAAUUGAUCGGUGCCCAAAGCUAGCAUCUAUUAUUGGAGAACAAGAGGAUCAUCUGCCUCUUUCACUUACACAGCUUCGCAUCUAUAAAGGCUGUCCGCUGCUCGCAAAGAGAUACCAAACAGGUAAAGGACGAUACUGGCCCAAAGAAAUAGCCCACAUCCCUUACGUUUAUGUCGGAGAUUUCAAGGACGAAGCCAAAGCCGACCGCUGGUACCUCCCUUCCUAAUGCAUACAAAUCAGCUACAACAAACCAUGAAGGUCCCUUGAUGCACAAUGAAAGUCGAGACAAGGGUAUAUAUGCAGUUAUGCACUACAAUGCGGAAGCCAGGUUAUAUGCUCAGAUGUCGUAUUUGGGGAGCUUGGCUUACUCCAUUCCCAAAAUCCAGAGCUACAAAAUCUCUUGCGAGGUUAUGCUCUGCGGUUUGUUACUAAUUCAAUAGAAAAGAAGGAACUUGCUGCUAAAAUUGAGGAACAUCAAGAGUCAGCUGCAGUUGAAGAAACUGAAAGCACCCUAAAGGAAGACAUGGCAGAAGACGAGGAAGGGAAGGAGCAGAAGAACAAUGGAUACAGAAUAAGUCCCUCUGCUGCUUAUCAUAUUGCUGCCUCUGCAGCUUCCUAUUUGCAUUCCCAUACAAGGAGCAUACUUCCAUUCAAAUCCUCAAAGGAUGAGACUGAUCAAGAUUCAACAGAAGAAAGCAGAGGAAGAGGCAGUGCUGUUAAUAUGAUGAAGUCAGACACAGAGCAGCCAAUUUCUUGACUAGAGUGUUAAAGCCAAACAAUCAUUCAUCUUUUGUUGUAAUCUAGAUCAUCUUCACGUCUGCACAGCCUAUCGAGUUCAUUUCCCAUACACCACCAUCGUCAUCAAACUAACUUUACUACUUAUUGUGACUAUAAAGAUGCAAGACAUACAAGAUUGAGAGAGUAAGUUUAGCAAUGGACCAGCUCAAGAGCCUUGAUCUACGCACCCUUCUAAUUCUGGUUUAAGGGCAGUAGCAAGUAAAAGGAGGAAAAAGUUGUUUGCAAUGAGAGCACCGUAAUCUUGAUCUGGGCUUCUAAUUCUGGUUUAAGGUAUUGUCCACUGAGUAAUUCCAAUUACUGUGCAUUGAUAUGCUUUUUGUGUGAUAUAUGCUUCAGUUAUGAGUGAUGUGAACGAUAAAUUUGUUGCAUGUGGGGACUGAAGUAAUCUAGUAUGACAGAUAAGUUUUCUUCAUUCAUAAAAAUGUCUUAUCUUAAUCCUAACCAUCAUUCUAUGUUCAAUGAUGUUUAUAAUAACAACUAAAUCACUGAAGUAAUUAUUGACUUUUUCUUUGGUGAAGAUGUUAGUAAUCUACUUUUUUAACUGCAAUAAUGCUGUUAAUUGGUAGCUUUAUUUAUUUUCUUUAUUCUAACUCAAUGCUCUUAUUCGAAUAUGUCAAUGUUUCCUAUGUCAUGUUUUUUUCGAGGGGAAUGAAAUGUAUUCAUAGAUCAAAGAUCAUUACAAUCAUAGUUUAAAGCAUCCUCCACAGACGGGGGAGCAGCAUCCAAAAAAAAUGGAAACAUCCUGUAACUGAUAAGCCUCCUGUGCUAAAAUGUGAGCCACUUGAUUAGCUGGCCUCCUAGUAUGAACCAACCUGGCUGAAGACAAAAGCACCAAGACCUCUCUCAGAUCCUCCACUAGGACCCCCAGCAUAGAUAAACAGUCACUAGAGGAGUCAACCUCCGUCACAACUUCCAAGCAAUCUGACUCAAUGAUCAAAGGUCUCCAGCCUCUUUCAAGCGCUAUUCUGGCUCCAUAGAGACAAGCUAAAAGUUCAGCCUGUUUAGCACUAUGGACAUCCUCCACAAAGUGCAUGAAGCCUCCUAAAAAUGAGCCUUCUGCGUCUCUUAAAGUGUCUCCUAACCCACUAGAUGCUGUACGUAGCAUUGACCAGAAGUAGAUUACUAUUUAACUAAGAAAAGAACAGAAGUAACUAGCUGAGGUCCAUGUGAAAGAUUCCUUCCAUUCCCCAGUUAAUAGUAAUUGUUUCAAGUCAGAUCACCUUAGUCCUUUCUUUUUUGAAAGCUGAAAUCCUUUCUUUUUUGAAAACUCAUAUCUCCAGUUUCAUAAGGAUUUAGGGAAACCCCAACUUAGUGUUUGUUUUUCAUUCUAUAUUUGUUUUGUUGUGCAGUGAAGUCUGAUGGUGGAGCUUUUGACAUUGACAAUGUGCACUAGAGAAAGUAGCAUGUAUAGUUCACUAGGCAUACUAUAUGUCUGCAUUGGCAUAUCUUUGGAAUAUUAAAUUUUUCCGUUUUCUAAAAAUUGUUGAAAACUUAAUGUCUUACCAUAAGAAGAUGAUAGUGUCGACUGUUUUCUGAAAUUUAUGUUUUGCAUCUUCUUUUAAAACCAUGGUACAGGAGGAGCACAAAACCAUUGAUUUCAGGGGACUUAUAUGUGCAACUCUCAUAGCCUAUCCAGUGUGUUCACACAUAGUAAAUAUUCAAUAAAAUGUCAAGACCUCGGUGGUCGAUAAAAAUUCAGAACGUACUUGUUUUCACUUUUCACUCUUUUCCAGUUUCAGUGGUCGAUAAAAACAAAAGUGAAAUAUUAAAACAACUCAAUUAAUUUAAUAUCAUAUUUAUUCAUUUGUCCAUUUCAUAUUAUAUGCCUGCUGUUUUACCUUUAAUACAUGUACAUGCGGAUCCCAUUUCCCUCUAUCUGAAUCUUACAACAAAUGUGAAAGGUCCCUUGAUGCACAAUGAAAAUUGAGACUAGUGUAUAUAUGCACUACAAUGUAGUUGAUGCACCUCAAAUCUAGAGACACAUGCAGAGUAGUUAAUUUUUUGACUGCAGUUCCAAAGCCAAUCAAUCAUUCAUCUUCACGUCUGCACAGCCUAUGGAGUUUCCCAUACACCACCAUCAUCAUCAAACUAACUUUACGACUUAUUGUGACUAUAGAGCCGCAAGAAGUACAAGAUUGAGAAAGUAAGUUGAGCAAUGGACCAGCUCAAGAGUCCUGAACUCUUGAUCCAAGCACCCUUCUAAUUUGUGUUUAAGAUUAUAGGGCAGCAUCAAGUACUAGGUGGGGAAAGAUGUUUACGAUGGAGCACCUCAAGAAUCUUGAUCUGCCCUUCUAAUUUUGGUUUAAGAUUGCCAGACAAAGAUUAUUAUGAUGGCCAAUGAGGUAUUUAAGCAUGCCUCUCCAUUUCAGAGUGAUGAACUUCUGGUAAGAAUCAAAUGAUUCUGCAAAAAACUGGAGUUUUGAAGGUUGUUGGGGAUUUUGCAUCAGUGUUGAAGGUCAUCUUGUUUGAGUGCGGUU